AUGCGAUUUUCACCUCCUCGACAUUGCCAAAAAUGCGAUUUUCACCUCCUCGACAUUGCCAACAUUGCGAUUUUCACCUCCUCGACAUUGCCAACAGUGCGAUUUUUACCUCCUCGACAUUGCCAACAGUGCGAUUUUCACCUCCUCGACAUUGCCAACAGUGCGAUUUUCACCUCGACAUUGCCAAGAGUGCGUUCACCUCCUCGACAUUGCCAAGAGUGCGUUCACCUCCUCGACAGUGCCAAGAGUGCGAUUUUUACCUCCUCGACAUUGCCAACAGUGCGAUUUUCACCUCCUCGACAUUGCCAACAGUGCGAUUUUCACCUCGACAUUGCCAAGAGUGCGUUCACCUCUUCGACAUCGACAUGCCAAGAGUGCCACCUCCUCGACAGUGCGAUUUUCACCUCCUCGACAUUGCCAAGAGUGCGAUUUUCACCUCCUCGACAUUGCCAACAGUGCGAUUUUCACCUCCUCGACAUUGUCAACAGCGAUUUUCACCUCCUCGACAUUGUCAACGGCGAUUUUCACCUCCUCGACAUUGCCAAGAGUGCGAUUUUCACCUCCUCGACAUUGCCAAGAGUGCGAUUUUCACCUCCUCGACAUUGCCAAGAGUGUGUUCACCUCCUCGACAUUGCCAAGAGUGCGAUUUUCACCUCCUCGACAUUGCCAACAGUGCGAUUUUCACCUCGACAUUGCCAAGAGUGCGUUCACCUCCUUGCGACACAGUGCCAAGAGUGCGAUUUUCACCUCCUCGACAUUGCCAACAGUGCGAUUUUCACCUCCUCGACAUUGCCAACAGUGCGAUUUUCACCUCGACAUUGGCAAGAGUGCGUUCACCUCCUCGACAUUGCCAAGAGUGCGUUCAACUCCUCGACAUUGCCAACAGUACGAUUUUCACCUUCUCGACAUUGCCAACAGUGCGAUUUUCACCUCGACAUUGCCAAGAGUGCGUUCACCUCCUCGACAUUGCCAACAGUGCGUUCACCUCCUCGACAGUGCCAAGAGUGCGAUUUUCACCUCCUCGACAUUGCCAACAGUGCGAUUUUCACCUCCUCGACAUUGCCAACAGUGCGAUUUUCACCUCGACAUUGGCAAGAGUGCAUUCACCUCCUCGACAUUGCCAAGAGUGCGUUCAACUCCUCGACAUUGCCAAGAGUGCGUUCAACUCCUCGACAUUGCCAACAGUGCGAUUUUCACCUUCUCGACAUUGCCAACAGUGCGAUUUUCACCUCGACAUUGCCAAGAGUGCGUUCACCUCCUCGACAUUGCCAACAGUGCGUUCACCUCCUCGACAGUGCCAAGAGUGCGAUUUUCACCUCCUCGACAUUGCCAACAGUGCGAUUUUCACCUCCUCGACAUUGCCAACAGUGCGAUUUUCACCUCGACAUUGGCAAGAGUGCAUUCACCUCCUCGACAUUGCCAAGAGUGCGUUCAACUCCUCGACAUUGCCAACAGUGCGAUUUUCACCUUCUCGACAUUGCCAACAGUGCGUUCACCUCCUCGACAUUGCCAAGAGUGCGAUUUUCACCUCCUCGACAUUGCCAAGAGUGCGAUUUUCACCUCCUCAACAUUGUCAAGCGUGCGAUUUCCACCUUCUCGAUAUUGCCAACAGUGCGAUUUUCACCUCCUCGACAUUGCCAAGAGUGUGAUUUUCACCUCCUCGACAUUGCCAAGAAGUGCGAUUUUCACCUCCUCGGCAUUGCCAAGAGUGCGAUUUUCACCUCCUCGACAUUGCCAACAGUGCGAUUUUCACCUCGACAUUGCCAAGAGUGCGUUCACCUCCUCGACAUUGCCAACAGUGCGUUCACCUCCUCGACAGUGCCAAGAGUGCGAUUUUCACCUCCUCGACAUUGCCAACAGUGCGAUUUUCACCUCCUCGACAUUGCCAACAGUGCGAUUUUCACCUCGACAUUGGCAAGAGUGUAUUCACCUCCUCGACAUUGCCAAGAGUGCGUUCAACUCCUCGACAUUGCCAACAGUGCGAUUUUCACCUUCUCGACAUUGCCAACAGUGCGUUCACCUCCUCGACAUUGCCAAGAGUGCGAUUUUCACCUCCUCGACAUUGCCAAGAGUGCGAUUUUCACCUCCUCAACAUUGUCAAGCGUGCGAUUUCCACCUUCUCGAUAUUGCCAACAGUGCGAUUUUCACCUCCUCGACAUUGCCAAGAGUGUGAUUUUCACCUCCUCGACAUUGCCAACAGUGCGAUUUUCACCUCCUCGACAUUGUCAACAGCGAUUUUCACCUCCUCGACAUUGUCAACAUUGCGAUUUUCACCUCCUCGACAUUGCCAAGAGUGCGAUUUUCACCUCCUCGGCAUUGCCAAGAGUGCGAUUUUCACCUCCUCGACAUUGCCAAGAGUGUGUUCACCUCCUCGACAUUGCCAACAGUGCGAUUUUCACCUCCUCGACAUUGCCAACAGUGCGAUUUUCACCUCCUCGACAUUGCCAACAGUGCGAUUUUCACCUCCUCGACAUUGCCAAGAGUGCGUUCACCUCCUCGACAUUGCCAACAGUGCGUUCACCUCCUCGACAGUGCCAAGAGUGCGAUUUUCACCUCCUCGACAUUGCCAACAGUGCGAUUUUCACCUCCUCGACAUUGCCAACAGUGCGAUUUUCACCUCGACAUUGGCAAGAGUGCGUUCACCUCCUCGACAUUGCCAAGAGUGCGUUCAACUCCUCGACAUUGCCAACAGUGCGAUUUUCACCUUCUCGACAUUGCCAACAGUGCGUUCACCUCCUCGACAUUGCCAAGAGUGCGAUUUUCACCUCCUCGACAUUACUAAGCGUGCGAUUUUCACCUCCUCGACAUUGUCAAGCGUGCGAUUUCCACCUCCUCGAUAUUGCCAACAGUGCGAUUUUCACCUCCUCGACAUUGCCAAGAGUGCGAUUUUCACCUCCUCGACAUUGCCAACAGUGCGAUUUUCACCUCCUCGACAUUGCCAAAAGGGUGUUUGUUCGUAUGGUCGUUGACCUCAAGGUUGGACUCAGAUCUGAUGUGUAUUGGUUUCACAUCCUUGUACUGGCUUCAGCCGAGUUAAAACUUGCAGAGUUCGUUGUUAAUGAUGAGAGCUAG
This is a messenger RNA of Gigantopelta aegis, 3072 nucleotides long. RefSeq lists its product as uncharacterized. The record is from RefSeq and is a predicted model, not a curated record. NCBI's taxonomy places the organism in Eukaryota, Metazoa, Mollusca, Gastropoda, Neomphalida, Peltospiridae. Bases 1 to 3072 code for a protein of 1023 amino acids. The transcript is spliced from 4 exons.